This is a messenger RNA of Onychostoma macrolepis, 2139 nucleotides long. It is a transcript of the gene rhoac, whose product is annotated as ras homolog gene family, member Ac. The transcript has 5 exons. Gene Ontology annotation, molecular function: GTPase activity; GTP binding. Gene Ontology annotation, cellular component: dendritic spine; cleavage furrow. Lineage: Eukaryota; Metazoa; Chordata; Actinopteri; Cypriniformes; Cyprinidae. The coding region runs from base 142 to 723 and encodes 193 amino acids. The record is from RefSeq and is a predicted model, not a curated record. Gene Ontology annotation, biological process: stress fiber assembly; cell migration; small GTPase-mediated signal transduction.
GUAAUGAGAAAGCAGUAGUAUGCUGUGGGGUGUAUGGGCGGGUGUUGUUUCGUGGCAGGGCUGAAGAUGGGCGGACUUUAAAACCAGCCAGGAAAAGACAGGACAGCCGAUACUUCCCCGGAGCACAACAAAAAGAAAACGAUGGCUGCCAUUCGUAAGAAACUCGUCAUAGUGGGUGAUGGAGCCUGUGGAAAGACCUGUUUGCUUAUUGUUUUCAGUAAAGAUCAGUUUCCUGAAGUCUACGUGCCUACAGUUUUUGAGAACUAUGUUGCAGACAUUGAGGUCGAUGGAAAACAGGUAGAGCUUGCCUUAUGGGAUACGGCUGGACAGGAGGACUAUGAUCGGUUAAGACCUCUCUCCUAUCCUGACACAGAUGUCAUUCUUAUGUGCUUUUCCAUCGACAGUCCUGAUAGCUUGGAGAAUAUUCCAGAAAAGUGGACACCAGAAGUGAAGCAUUUCUGUCCGAAUGUUCCCAUCAUCCUCGUUGGUAACAAAAAGGAUCUCCGGAAUGAUGAGCACACACGAAGGGAACUUGCCAAAAUGAAACAGGAGCCUGUGAAGCCAGAGGAGGGGCGAGACAUGGCCAACCGGAUCAACGCCUUUGGUUAUUUAGAAUGCUCAGCCAAGACGAAAGAUGGCGUGAGAGAGGUGUUUGAGAUGGCCACCAGGGCUGCGCUGCAAGCGAGGAAACGGGGCAAAAAGACUGGCUGUCUGCUUUUAUAGAAACAUGUAGAAGACAGGAUGUCAGUCAACAGCCCAGGAGACGUCAGAGCAGGGAGGGAGGGAUGAUGGGACAAGCCUAGCAUUCAUGUCCUAGUACAGUCGGCGUAUCAGACUGAUACUGGGACAUCAUGUCAGACAAACCACAAGAGACCUACGGAAAGACUUCAGAAACAAGUCGGGAACAAGAUUUCCUGUCAUCACAAAGUUUGGGCUUAAGAGUUUUCUGGCCACAUCAAGCAAAAAAAAAAAAAAAAAGACUCUAUACCUAGGAUAUUUGAUGGAUUCUUCUCCUCCCACUCUUUAGUCUUGAACAAAAAAGGUCUUUAAAGGGUCAUGAAACCCCCUGUUUCAGCACUGGUUAGUUCUCGCCACAGUUUAAAAAAAAUGCUAAAAAAGUGGGUCGUGGUGCACUGCGGAGGGGGAAGAGGGGAGACGGAUGGACUACACACACAGCUUCGGGUUCAGACCGUUUCAUUUCGCUCCCAUCGAGUUAAAAACACCAAUAAAUGCACAGCCAUUUGCACUCUUCAUCGAAAACAUAUAUAUGAACGCGCCGUUACACCUCUGCUUAUUCUGCUGCAUUUAUGUAAGCCUUUUGAUGGGUUGUGUCACGGAGCUGUAUAAACGGUUACACUCACUAAGUGAAUGAAUCGCGUUUGUACCGAACUCUUCCGAUCCAUGAACCUUUCUCAGUUUAUGUGCGCGAUCUCAUCUCACAGUCCGAAGCGUCUGUCAUAGCAAAUCAACACAUGCUGUUGUGAAUAAUUAAGCGAAGGGCCUUCUUAUAGGAUAAGAACACGCCGUCUCAUGAAUAAUUAAAUAGACACCGGCACGUCAUCGAUUUACAAAUUGUGACAUCAACACGCUGUAGAUUUUAAACCCGGAAGAUGAAAAUAGCUUAAAAUUAACCAGUUUUCUCCAACAGUUAAAAAUGAUCGGAUGCUAAUAUUGUCUUCUAUGAUGUGCAACACAAACACCUCUGCUAAAAUCUCAGAAAAAGUAGUCUGGGGUUUCAUGACCCUUUUUAAUAAGCGUCCUGCCUUCAGUGAUUGUUUUGUGCAUUGGACAGAUUGUAUGUAUGUAUGUAUGUUUGUAUAUGUAAGAAUAUGAAUGUUUGUGUCAAAUGAGCGCAUGUCCGUCUCCAGGUCGCCAACUCUUCAUUGUAUAUGCGUGUAUCUGCCCGGCUUUAUUCUGUUUGAUUAUUCUGUGCUCAACUAAAGCACACACUGAACACUGAAGUGGGCUGUAUUGUGUUUAACCUCCCACUUCAGGCUUUUUCCUUUUUUAUAGCUGAUGUCUCAAAGGAUUCUGGGCUGUACAUUAGGGAUCUAAACCAUUUAGUGAUACUGAUUUAUUUAAAGCAUACAGUUUUUUUUAAUCAUUUGCAUUUAGAAAUAAAAUUUCAAGAAAAUCAGA